Brassica oleracea var. oleracea is the source of this 639-nucleotide messenger RNA. RefSeq lists its product as uncharacterized. Bases 1 to 639 code for a protein of 212 amino acids. The transcript is spliced from 2 exons. The record is from RefSeq and is a predicted model, not a curated record. Lineage: Eukaryota; Viridiplantae; Streptophyta; Magnoliopsida; Brassicales; Brassicaceae.
AUGUGGACUAGCAUUUCUGCUGCAAGGAAAUUGCUAUUACUGGGAAUUAGACAGAAGAUACAUUCAGGUUAUGAAAUUAAGGUAUGGGAGGAUCCAUGGAUUCCAUCGAACCCCGCGAGGCCAGCUGUCCCCAUAGCACCAGUGAUGCAUCCUAAUAUGAGAGUAAGCGAUCUUAUUGAUCAGGGAUCAAAGGAUUGGGAUGUGGGACUAUUGGAGAACUAUGUUCAUCCUGAGGAUAUACCAUUCAUAAGGAGUUUGGCCAUAAGCUCAACUCAUCGUCGUGAUACUUUCUGCUGGAACUUUACAAGGAAUGGCCAAUACACUGUCAAAUCUGGAUAUUGGGUGGCCAAGAAUUUAUUAAAGGCUAGGAAUGAAAAACUCUUCAGGGGAAUAGAUAGAGAUCUUUUGGAACUAGUUAGACAUGCAGAGAGUGAAUGCCAAGCCUGGUUUGAUGCUAAUGAAGUAGCACAAGCAGUGGCAAAAGAUAAUAUAAAUGAGGAACCCCAAGUCGUAAGCUUUGGAAAUAUUUGCUUGUUAGAUGGAUCUUGGACAUCUUCUGCUAACUUUCGUGGAAGCGGAUGGGCAUGGAUGGAUAGUUCUGGGAACACUCAACUUAUGGGGACAAGAAACUUCCCCUGA